UCACAGAAUGCUGGUCGUGAAACUUGUUUUAAUUUGUUCUUGCUAAUUCCUCUCCCUCUCUUCUUUCCUUUCCAGAAUCCUAUUCUGUGAACUCAGGCGCUCAGGUAUCCACCACGGUGUUGGGUCCUGAACAGAAGAUGCCAGAUGAAAAUGCUUCUGGAGACCAUGGGGUCUCUGUCAGUCUUGGUGCCAUCAACCCUGCCCGCAGUAACUUCUCAAUUCCACAGUCCCCUGGGGCACACACAGAGGAACCCUUUACCACCUACUUUGAUGAGAAGAUUGCCAUUCCUGAGGAGAAGCACUCCUGUUUUAGCUUUCGCAAACUCUGGGCUUUUACGGGACCAGGAUUUCUUAUGAGCAUUGUGGAUCCAGGAAACAUUGAAUGUGAUUUGCAGUCUGGAGCACUGGCUGGAUUUAAGCUGCUCUGGGUCCUUCUGUUGGCCACCACCGUGGGGCUCCUGCUGCAGCGCCUUGCAGCUCGACUGGGCGUGGCCACUGGGCUGCAUCUGGCUGAGGUCUGUCACCGCCAGUACCCCAGGGUUCCACGAAUCCUUCUGUGGCUGAUGGUGGAGUUGGCUAUCAUUGGCGUAGAUAUGCAAGAAGUUAUUGGCUCAGCUAUUGCCAUCAAUCUCCUGUCUGUAGGAAGGAUUCCUCUAUGGGGUGGAGUUCUCAUCACCAUUGCAGAUACCCUUAUAUUUCUUUUUUUGGACAAAUAUGGUUUGCGGAAGCUAGAAGCGUUUUUUGGUUUUCUCAUCACUAUUAUGGCCCUCACGUUUGGCUAUGAGUAUGUUACAGUGAAACCCAGCCAGACCCAGGUCCUCCAAGGCAUGUUCCUGCCAUCCUGUUCAGGCUGUCGUACCCCACAGAUCAUUCAGGCUGUGGCCAUCGUGGGUGCCGUUAUCACACCACACAACAUAUACCUGCAUUCUGCCUUAGUCAAGUCCAGACAGGUAGACCGAGCCAAUAAGCAGGAAGUUCAAGAAGCCAAUAAGUACUUCUUCAUUGAUUCCUGCAUUGCUCUCUUUGUUUCCUUUAUCAUCAACAUCUUUGUCAUCUCAGUGUUUGCCGAAGCAUUUUUUGAGAAAACCAACAAGCAGGUGGUUGCGGUCUGUAAAAACAGCAGCAGCGCCCAUGCUCACCUUUUCCCUGAUGAUAACUCAACACUGACUGUGGACAUCUACAAAGGGGGUGUUGUGCUGGGGUGUUACUUCGGGCCUGCCGCUCUCUACAUCUGGGCGGUGGGGAUCCUGGCUGCAGGGCAGAGCUCCACCAUGACAGGAACCUAUUCUGGCCAGUUUGUCAUGGAGGGAUUCCUGAACCUAAAGUGGUCACGCUUCGCCCGAGUGAGUCUGACCCGCUCUAUUGCCAUCAUUCCCGCUCUGCUUAUUGCUGUCUUCCAAGAUGUGGAGCAUCUAACAGGGAUGAAUGACUUCCUGAAUGUUCUUCAGAGCUUACAACUUCCCUUUGCUCUCAUACCCAUCCUCACAUUUACGAGUUUGCGGCCUGUGAUGAGCGAAUUUGCCAAUGGAUUAGGCUGGAGGAUCAUAGGCGGUAUUGUGGUCCUUGUCAUCUGUUUCAUCAACAUGUACUUUGUCGUGGUUUAUGUCCAGGGUCUAGGGCACGUGGCAUUGUACGUGGUGGCUGCAGUGGUCAGCGUAGCUUAUCUGAGCUUUGUGUUUUACUUGGGUUGGCAGUGUUUCAUUGCACUGGGCAUGUCCUUCCUGGACUGUGGGCACACGCACCAUCUGGGACUGACAGUUUAGCCUGAAGAACUCUACCUUCCGAACACCGUGGACGCUGACUCACUUGUGUCUAGAUGGCUGACAGCCUGACUGACUAUAUAUGACCCACUUUCUCUUAGUCCUUUGUGCCAAGUGUCAUGUUAAUAAAUCUGUUUGUUCAGUGGUGAGUUUUGUUCAAACAUUUUGAACAAAAGGUAAAGAUUUCCUCAUAGGAAGGGCAUGAAAGGCUGAAAGCUGUCAAGUGUAGGUCAGAGACCCACCACCUCACAACAGUCCUACAACUGCCCGAGUUAAGUAAUUAGCCUAUGGUGGCCACACACCCCUAUGGGCUUCUGCCUGGACUUCAGGAAUUUUAAAAAUAUAUAUGUGUGUAUGUUUAUGUAAACCUGAACAUAUCAGUUUGGGUAGAGUUUUAUAUAAACAUGAUAGAUAUGUUGUAUUUUUUAAAACAAAUAUUGCUCACAUAAAUCAGAUAUUUAUUUUGUCUGAAUCACAAAUGACAAAAGAAAAAGAGCACUGUUCUUUUUCAGAAUGAACUGGUCAAAUUGACUUAUUUUUAAAGUGAUACUUGACUAUGGCCUGUUAAACUUGACUUGGAUUUAAUUAAACAGCCCUUGGUAACUACUAGUAUUUGCAGUGCUGCUGCUGAGUCGCUUCAGUCGUGUCUGACUCUGUGCGACCCCAGAGAUGGACCCCACCAGGCUCCCCCGUCCCUGGGAUUCUCCAGGCAAGAACACUGGAGUGGGU
Molecule: messenger RNA, 2489 nt
Organism: Bubalus bubalis (water buffalo)
Lineage: Eukaryota; Metazoa; Chordata; Mammalia; Artiodactyla; Bovidae
Product: natural resistance-associated macrophage protein 2-like
Biological process (GO): metal ion transport
Cellular component (GO): plasma membrane
Molecular function (GO): iron ion transmembrane transporter activity; cadmium ion transmembrane transporter activity; manganese ion transmembrane transporter activity
Source: RefSeq, a predicted model, not a curated record